AUAAACAAUUGUUUGAUAUUUUGUAAUUUAAAUAGAAAUCAAUUUAUAAUUAUUAAAUCAAAUAUAAAGUGAAUCUGUAAGAUUGAGUAACAGUAUAUUUCAGGAGAGUCACUGAAUAAAUAAAGACAAAUAUGGUUUGACAAAAUUAAAAUCUAAUCCAAUAAAUAUAAAUAAUGAAGGAUUUUCCGAUUUCCUUUUGAACCUAAUAAAUUCAUCACUCAUCAGUCAAUUUGCGAACUGUAAAUCCCAAUGUCUAUUUAAGAACCGAACCAACGGUUCAGAUUUGUGGCACACACCUCUUUGACAUUUCUAGGAUUCGAUUAAAGUAUAGUAACUAUAAAAAAAACCAUAAACAGGAAACGCGGUGUCUCUCUUUCCUCUUCGCAGUUGUCUUCAGAUUCCCCCGAAUCUCUCACCAAACUAUCUUCGAUAUCGCACGCGCCGCCGCAGGCUUUGCCGCCGGCAACUGCUUUUACCCUUGUCUUCUCCCCUCUUUUAUAUCCAUAAAACUCUUAAAGAAAAAGACCUAAGAAAACUCACCAAAUUAUCUUCUCCGCUUCAGUUUCUCUCUGUUGCUCUCUUUUGAUCUUGAUUGCUCUGAAAUAAACGAGAGGGGGAGAGAAGAGCAAAGCCAAAAAAAAAAAAAAAAACACACCCAAAAAAAAGAAUAAAAAAGUUCCAAAAACCAAAAAAAAAAUUAUGGCUCAGGUUCAACCUCAAGGUCAGAAUCCAAACGGUUCGGGAACAGCGGGCGGUACGACGUCGCUUUAUGUUGGAGAUCUGCAUGCGAAUGUCACGGACGCGCAGCUCUUCGAGGCGUUUAGCCAGAUGGGUCAAGUUGUGACCGUUCGUGUCUGUCGGGAUUUGGCUACUCGGAGAUCUCUCGGUUAUGGAUAUGUCAACUUCGCCACUCCUCAAGAUGCUGCAAGAGCGAUUCAAGAAAUGAACUACAUUCCUCUUAAUGGAAAACCUGUCAGGGUUAUGUACUCUCAUCGUGAUCCUAGUGUUCGCCGAAGUGGUGCAGGAAACAUAUUCAUCAAGAAUCUUGACAAGUCCAUAGACCACAAAGCGUUGCAUGAUACGUUUUCUGCGUUUGGGAACAUUAUCUCGUGCAAGGUAGCUGUGGAUUCUUCAGGGCAAUCGAAAGGCUAUGGGUUUGUGCAAUAUGAAACUGAGGAAUCUGCCCAGAAAGCUAUGGCUCAAUUGAACGGCAUGUUACUGAAUGAUAAGCAAGUGUAUGUCGGACCUUUCCUCAGGAGGCAAGAAAGAGACUCUACCGCUAACGUAACAAAAUUCACCAAUGUGUAUGUGAAGAAUCUUGCUGAAUCAACUACUGAUGAUGAUUUGAAGAACACUUUUGGUGAGUUUGGAAAUAUUACAAGUGCGGUGGUGAUGAAAGAUGGAGAUGGGAAGUCAAAGGGCUUUGGUUUUGUUAACUUUGACAAUGCCGAUGAUGCUGCUAAGGCUGUGGAAGCUCUGAAUGGGAAGACAUUUAAUGAUAAGGAAUGGUUUGUUGGUAGGGCCCAAAAGAAGUCUGAAAGGGAAACGGAACUAAAGGUUCGGUAUGAGCAGAGUUUAAGGGAAGCUGCAGACAAGUUUCAAAGCUCUAACUUGUAUGUUAAGAAUUUAGAUGACAGUAUCUCUGACGAGAAACUGAAGGAGCUUUUUACACCUUAUGGCACUGUUACAUCUUGCAAGGUGAUGCGGGAUCCGAAUGGCAUAAGCAGGGGCUCUGGUUUUGUAGCAUUCUCAACUCCUGAAGAAGCAAGCAAAGCUAUGUCAGAGAUGAGUGGUAAAAUGAUUGAAAACAAACCUCUCUAUGUUGCUGUUGCUCAGAGAAAAGAGGACAGAAGGGCGAUACUCCAGGCUCAGUUUUCCCAAAUGAGACGGGCAAUGCCACCAUCUGUUGGGCCUCGUAUGCAGAUUUAUUCCCCUGGUGGUCCAGGUAUUGGACAACAAGUGUUUUAUGGUCAGGCACCUCCUCCUAUGAUUCCUCCGCAGUCCGGGUUUGGCUACCAGCAACAGAUGGUUCCUGGAAUGAGACCCGGUGGUGGACCGAUGCACAAUUUCUUCAUGCCAAUGGUUCAGCAUGGCCAGCAGCGUCCUGGAGGUAGACGCCCUGGUGGGAUCCAGCAUUCUCAUCAUCAUCAGCAGCAGCAAGUUCCCAUAAUGCAGCAGCAGCAGCAGCAGCACCCGAGGGGUCGCAUGUUCCGCUAUUCGCAAGGCCGUGGAAGUGGUGGUCCCCCUGAUGUUCCUGGAAUGCUUCCAUAUGAGAUGCCUAGUAAUAUGCCGCUACGUGACCCUGUGCUUUCUCAACAUGUUCCUAUCGGAGCUUUGGCUACAUCUCUUGCUAAUGCGUCUCCAGAACACCAGAGGACGAUGCUGGGCGAGAAUCUGUAUCCGCUUGUGGAACAGCUUGAGGCAGAGUCUGCAGCUAAAGUGACUGGGAUGCUUUUGGAGAUGGAUCAAACCGAAGUGCUCCAUCUCUUGGAGUCACCUGAAGCUCUCAAGGCUAAAGUAGCCGAGGCUAUGGACGUUCUCAGAAGUGUUGCUGCGGGUGGUGCAGCCGAGCAGCUUGCCUCUUUGAACCUCAACGACAACCUUGUCUCUUAAGUCUUCUUGUCUUCUUGUUGGAUUUGGGAAAAUACAGUUUUCGUAGUGUGGUUUUUGUCUUUUCUUUACACAUUUGGAGACUUCUUUUUCUGUAGGAUUCUUUGACAUGGUUUGUUUUCUCCCUUCCACCCUUCAAACUUGAUAUGUUUUGUUUUUGUUUAAAAACUUGAUUGGAUGUCGUUUGUUUUUCUUGAAAACAAAUUUUAAAGCCA
Brassica napus (rape) is the source of this 2825-nucleotide messenger RNA. Its product is annotated as polyadenylate-binding protein 2. The record is from RefSeq and is a predicted model, not a curated record. Gene Ontology annotation, molecular function: poly(U) RNA binding; poly(A) binding; mRNA 3'-UTR binding. Gene Ontology annotation, cellular component: nucleus; cytosol; ribonucleoprotein complex. Lineage: Eukaryota; Viridiplantae; Streptophyta; Magnoliopsida; Brassicales; Brassicaceae.